Stegodyphus dumicola is the source of this 3093-nucleotide messenger RNA. RefSeq lists its product as uncharacterized. NCBI's taxonomy places the organism in Eukaryota, Metazoa, Arthropoda, Arachnida, Araneae, Eresidae. The record is from RefSeq and is a predicted model, not a curated record.
ACGUGCAGAAUCAACUGGUUUGUCGCCAAGAUUUUAAUCAGCAAUCUACCACUAGCUAACAGGAAUGCUACCCACUUAACCACGAAAACGAAAACUCGAACGGUGGAUUCCGAGGAUCCCUAACAAAAAAAAAGGGUAUUUUUCUUCUUAAUAUGGGAUCCAGAGCAAAGUGAACAAGAGGGUUUCAUUGUUUCCAAGCUCCUUCUAUAAAUCAAAUUCAAGGGAAAAUUAACCAUUUUUGUAAAUGAAAUCUACAUAGUUCAUUUCUAAUAGCAUAAUAAAAGACAGUUAAUAAACAUCUUUUACACUUUUUCUAACCUUUCCUAUAAAAUCAAAUACAAAGAUAACUAGAAUUUUUUACAUUUUGAUCAAAUUUAUUACUAAAUUACGUACGCUCUUUCUAACAUUAAAAGAUUUUAAUGCAACAAGCCUGAUUUCUAAAUAUACGUAGUUCCAAUCAAUAUUAAUCUACAACAAGAAAUUUCUUAUAAACAUUUUAAAGAAUUAAAUAAUGCUGUGUAGAUAAAAUACUAAAAAACUAAAAUGUUAAUUUCUUCUUAAUAGCAAUUUUAGUCAGGUAAAACCAUUUGAAUUAUUUUGAGCAACUUACCUUACAGAAAUCAAUAUGCUGAAAUAUCACACACAGUUAAAUAAUGAAACUAACCAAAUAAAUGUAAAAUCGACACAGAAUAUAUUGUUCGAUUAUUAUUCAAAAAUUAGAUCUGUUCUUUAUCAGCCAUCUAAAUCUGACCUCUUCAUCAGAAAAGAGUAAACGAUAAUUCUUUUCUCAUUUUUUGUUAUCAAAAUUAAACGGAAAUUAUUCUUCUCACUAAAAUUGAGACUUCUGCUAUUUAUUACAUAAAGCAACAGAUUCUUAUUCAUACAGGAGUGUACCAUGAAAUUCAAGCUUCGAAAACAUCACGUAAGAGUUAGGAAAUUAAACACAGCCUCAUAAUUUUAAUUUUUGUUCAAUACAUAUAUAGCAAACUGAAUCUUCUGAAACAAUGAAUGGUAACAGAAUUGUUACGACAGACACCGAUGCUAGUAAGAAGAAGAAGCAUCCGUGCAUGGCAAGUACCAUGAAUGACUAUCCAGGUCCAAGAUCUGAAACCCUACUUUCUACGAACCCAAUGUUGCCCGAUAAGGAAAGAGGGAAUUUGUGGAGUCCUUGCAGCAACUGUAGCAGCAGUGAUGAAAACAAUUCCCCCACUGCUAUGAACAGCUUUAUUUGGGACAAGCCUGCUCUCGAGGAUAAGACGGUUGACUUCGGAUGGUCAUCAACACAAACUAGUGGGAAAAAUUCACGCACAAAAGCUUCAGAGCGAUUGUUCAAAGAGAAGCACAAACCAAGCGGUUAUGUCAAUGUUCAAUCUGGGAAUACAAAAGAUUUUCCUGACAGAAUUUCGUCUAAGAGAGAGAGUCAUCCGAACAAGUCUUAUGAAAACAAAACAUUACCUUCUUCCCAAGAAAAGUCUUUUGCACUCGAAGAACGUCUUCAAGGUCACUCAGAUACUCCGGAAUCCGAUGACUUUCAGGAUCCAGCUGAAGAAUCUUGUUUAAAUCAAAGAAGUGAAGAAGAGAUUAUGAAGGAAAAAGAGGAUCUUCGGAACGCGGCGUGGUUCCAAGCAGGAAUACCUAGGGAAAUUGCUUUGGAAGUUCUGGCUGAAAAACCUGAAGGAUCUUUCAUCGUUCGAGAAAGCACUACAAAGCCUGGCUGUUAUGCCCUUUCACUUCGAGUGCCGCCUGGCCGUAAUCCUACAGGAAUAGCCCAUUACCUUAUUCUGCACACAGACAAAGGCUAUAAAAUAAAAGGAUUUACCAAAGAAUUCUCCAGCCUAAGCGCUCUGAUAACACACCAUUCUGUGAUGCCAGAACUACUUCCUUGUCCACUCUCCUUAUGUCGUCAUUCAACCAGGGACGCCGAAAAAGAAUUUGAAGAGACAGAACAAAAGAAAUGUGACAUAUUUUCGGACAUUCACUGGCUUAUGACCGAUUUAGAAUUAUAGAAACCAUAGGACAUUUCUAUGCUGUAUAUCUAAAACCGAAGAGUGAUUUUCUAAAUAUUUCUAUCUUUUUCAUUCUGCAACAGCCGCAGAAGUGAGUCUUGAUCUGUAAAUUAAAUGCUGAAUGAAAGUACCAACUUAAGUGCUAGUCCAACAUUUGUAUAGAAAUUGUACUUGUGAAUUUCUGUACAAUUUUUUUACUGCUUUUUCUGAAUUACAUUAUUUUGCAAUUAAUAAUUUCAAAAAUAUAAAUGCAACUUGGAAAAUUUUAGUACGAACAUCCAAAAAAUUAUAAAUAAAUAAAUAAACUAUACUUUGACGAUAUUAGUAAUAGUAUGGUAAUAUAAGCAGUAUUAGCAAUUUGUACACUACUUGAUUCAAAAAGGAAAUAGCGUACUUGAUUCCAUUAAUAAACGAAAACUAAGCGAGAAUCAGACUUCAGCAGCUCCCAGCAAUCAACCCAAGCAACUCAGCUUCCAGGCAAAAACAUAUAGAGAAAUAAAAACUCGCUUUUUUUAAGUUUAUAUAUUUUUCGCCUUUACAUGUUAUGUGUUGUAAAAAUACAAAGUUUUUAUACAGAUAUUAAAUUCAAACCUCACUUCAACAGAUAUUGCAGCAAAAAUUUUGAGCAUAAAAAUUAAACCUAACAAAAAUUACUUCAUGCAUUUGGAAAACGUAAUUCUGGAAUGUGUCAUAGAAUGUAAUUUAAUGUAUAUUUAAAAAUAGUCAUUUGCAUAAUCUGAUUUUUAAGACCUGACAAUGAUUUUGAAAAAAAAAAUAUAAUAUUGAUAUUUAGGUAAUGCUUUAAAAUUUUCAUAAUUAGCAAACUUAAAACUAAACUUCCUCGAAGCUUCCAAAGCAGUCUAAAUAAUCAAAAUUUAAAAACUGCAGCUUCUCUUAACCUAUUAAACAUAUAUUGCUAUUUAAGUCUUAAAAAAGGUGAUGAUAUAGUGUCAAAAUUAAAUUUCUAAUUUUUAAGCAGUUAAAUUUUCUGUUCAGAUUUUUCCAACUUUUGUACACACAGUACACAUUUCUUGUACACAGAAGUAACAUACUUAUAAAGGAAAUAAAACUAGGAUUAUGGCUUGAA